This is a messenger RNA of Pongo pygmaeus (Bornean orangutan), 354 nucleotides long. Its product is annotated as small nuclear ribonucleoprotein G-like. The record is from RefSeq and is a predicted model, not a curated record. Gene Ontology annotation, biological process: spliceosomal snRNP assembly; mRNA splicing, via spliceosome. The transcript is spliced from 2 exons. Gene Ontology annotation, molecular function: RNA binding. Gene Ontology annotation, cellular component: U5 snRNP; U2-type prespliceosome; precatalytic spliceosome. NCBI's taxonomy places the organism in Eukaryota, Metazoa, Chordata, Mammalia, Primates, Hominidae. Bases 1 to 354 code for a protein of 117 amino acids.
AUGAGCAAAGCUCACCCUCUCGAGUUGAAAAAACUUAUGGACAAGAAGUUAUCAUUGAAGUUAAAUGCUGGCAGACAUGUUCAAAGAAUAUUGCAGAGAUUUCAGCCCUUUAUGAAUCUUGUGAUAGAGGGAUGCAUGGAGAUGGCAACUAGUGGGCAACGGAACAAUAUUGGAAAGGUGGUAAUACAAGGAAACAGUAUCAUCAUGUUAGAAGCCUUGGCUUCAGAGAGCUGGCUGGUCAUCCCGUCCCUUCUGCCAAGUGAGGACACAGCAUUCAUCCUCUCUGGAGAGCACAGCAACAAGGAAGCAGAGAGAGCAGUGUAUCUGCCGGCACCUUGGCUUCAGACUUCCUAG